AUGCUGCAGCUCCUGCUCCUGUCGCUCUCGCUUCUGCCUCCUGGGCAGGGACAGGUAGAGAUCAUCGGGGGCCACGAGGCCAAGCCCCACUCCCGCCCCUACAUGGCAUUUGUUCAGUUUCUGGCUCAGAGUAAGAAGCGGUGCAGCGGUGUGCUGGUACGAGAAGACUUCGUGCUGACAGCUGCUCACUGCCGGGGAAGCUCAAUAAAUGUCACCCUGGGGGCCCACAACAUCAAGCAGCAGGAGAGGACACAGCAGGUCAUCCCCGUGAGAAGAGCCAUCCCCCACGAGGACUACAACCCCGAGGACUACACCAACGACAUCAUGUUACUGCAGCUGGAGAGAAAGGCCAAGCGGACUGCAGCUGUGCGGCCCAUCCGCCUGCCCAGGGGCAAGGCCCGGGUGAAGCCAGGGCAAGUGUGCCGAGUGGCCGGCUGGGGACAGGUUGCCACAGGCACUUUAGCGACCACACUGCAGGAAGUGGAGCUAACCGUGCAGCAGGACCAGGAGUGCGAGUCCCUCUUCCACGGCUAUUACAGCAGGGCCACGGAGAUCUGUGUCGGGGACCCAAAGAAGAUGAAGACUGGUGGCAAAGGGGACUCUGGGGGGCCUCUUGUGUGCAGCAAUGUGGCCCAGGGCAUUUUAUCCUAUGCACAAAAGAACAGGACCCCUCCAGGAGUCUUCAUCAAGGUCUCAAGCUUUCUGCCCUGGAUAAAGCGAAUAAUGAAGGGCCUCUGGCAGCAGGCGUAA
Messenger RNA from Lepus europaeus (European hare), 750 nucleotides. RefSeq names its product granzyme H-like. Lineage: Eukaryota; Metazoa; Chordata; Mammalia; Lagomorpha; Leporidae. The coding region runs from base 1 to 750 and encodes 249 amino acids. Gene Ontology annotation, molecular function: serine-type endopeptidase activity. The record is from RefSeq and is a predicted model, not a curated record. Gene Ontology annotation, cellular component: intracellular membrane-bounded organelle; cytoplasm. The transcript has 5 exons. Gene Ontology annotation, biological process: proteolysis.